Pseudovirgaria hyperparasitica is the source of this 633-nucleotide messenger RNA. RefSeq lists its product as uncharacterized. The transcript has 3 exons. Lineage: Eukaryota; Fungi; Ascomycota; Dothideomycetes; Acrospermales; Acrospermaceae. The record is from RefSeq and is a predicted model, not a curated record. Bases 1 to 633 code for a protein of 210 amino acids.
AUGCGGACCGUAACCAUCACCUCUAUUGUACUUGCCUUGGCCAGUAGCAGCUUCACCCAGAAGACUUACAACAUCGACCCCAGCUCGGUCAGUUCAAGCGACAGACAGUCCUGGUGCUUGAAUCAGAAGACCCAAUGCCCUCUCAUCUGCCUUCAAACCAACAAUGGCGAAAGUGCUACGACCCGCUCCAACACUUGUGAUCCUAAAAACCUCGAGUACAGCUGCGUUUGCGAAGAUGGAACAUCUCCAAACCUUACAGAAUACUCCUUGACCAUCCCAUUCUACGAGUGCCAGGAAUUUGGCAACCAGUGUGUGAAGAACUGCGGGCUCGCCAACAAUGCCUGUGCAGACCGCUGCCGCGCCGACAACCUCUGCGGAGCUCAAAGUCCCACACUUUCAAACACUACCAGCACUGUCGGGCCUAAAUCUACAACUGGGCCGAGCGCCACUUCUGGAGCUGCCGAUGCAGAUGCAACCGGAGACAAUUUCCAAUCCCUUGAUGGAAGCGACAACAACCAAGGCGGCAACAAUGGCAACAACGGUGGCACCGGAGCAGCAGGAGUUUUAGGUGCCAACUUCGGAUUCGCUGUUCUAGUGUCUGGCCUGAUCGGAGGCUUUGCCGUACUGUUGUAG